GAUGGUGCUGCUUUUCAAACUUCCUCUGAUUGUCUAUGUACUCCACCCCGCGUUCCCCUCUCCACUUUUUGUUAUUUAUUUGUCAAACAGCUGAUUGUUUCAUAGAAUCGCGAUGAAUUUCUAGAAUUGACUUGAAUAAAUACGAUAUAAUUAACGAAGAUGGACGUGGUAGGUCUUUUGAACAAUAUUAACGACAAUUCGAACAUGUUUGCGGUGAAAACAUGGACGUCCGAGUGGUCUAACAAUUUUCAAGACAACCAAUUGCUGUGGUCUAUUUGCGGUUGUCUUCUCGUAUCCUUAGUGGUCGUAUUUUUCUACUAUUAUAGACGAUGGAGGUCGAAAGAAAUGGCAGGAGCGACUGGCGGAGCCGGGGCCACAGGGGACGCAGUAAAGAGGUUCCGCAAACGAGACAAGAUGCUAUUCUACGGUCGAAGGAUGUUGAGGAAGGUCAAGUCCAUCUCCAACUCGGGCCAGGGGCGCAAGAGACGCGCUGUCAUGAGGUUCGCUAGGAAACUCCUGCAGCUGAAGAAGGAAACUGCUCCGGAACAAUUGAAGGUACUGGAGCCCCCAGCAGAGUACUUAGAAGAAGACUUAACCAGUGACGACAGGGUCCCCCCAGAUGCACUCUACAUGCUACACAGCAUCAGGGUGUUCGGACACUUCGAGAAGCCGGUAUUCCUCAUGCUCUGUAAGCAUACGGAGAUCCUCAACCUGCCCGCUGGUGCUUUCUUGUUUAAAGUUGGUGACACAGAUGAGAACGUAUACGUUGUCCAAAACGGGCGAGUGAACGUCUACAUAACGAACCAGGACGGCAGCAGUUUGUCCCUGAAGGUGGUCCGCGCCGGCGAGAGCGUCACCUCGCUGCUCAGCUUCACUGACGUGCUCACUGGCCACUCUCAACCGUACAAGACUGUGAACGCGAAGGCUCUAGAAGACUCCCAAGUGAUCAAGCUGCCGAUGAGGGCUUUCCAAGAAGUCUUCAAAGAGUACCCUGAUAUAUUCGUCAGGGUUAUACAGAUCAUUAUGGUGCGUCUUCAAAGGGUGACAUUCACUGCUUUACAUCAGUACCUUGGAUUGAGUGCCGAGUUGGUUAACCCUGGUCGCGAGAAACGUCGUCCAAAUACAGUGGCGUCCUCUCCCGGCAAGACCGCCAAGAUGACUAACGUCGAAAGCGGAGCGAACAUGCAUUCCCCCCACCACAGCGAACGAGCUAUGUCUGAGCACUUGGAGAGCAACCACGCGUCGUCUUCGCCCAUACACAUACAGGGGCGGCGACAGAAGCCCGACAUGGUACCUGAUAUCGCCUCCAAUACGCCGCAGCAGCAACCCGACGUGCAGCCGACGCCGUCGCUACAGAGGGCGCGGGAGGGAAACUCCUUCAAGAAGCAUAACACUGAUAACCUUGAUGAACAGGCGUUAAUUCAAAUAGCUACAGAAGCAUUUGUCAAGGAAUUGGGUCUGGAUUCGGAUACAGUUUUGCGUGGCAACGUGCAAGUCAGAGACCUACCCGCGGGGACUUAUAUCAUGAAGGAAGAGAGUCACAAGGAUGUGGCACUGGUGUACUUGCUGUCUGGCGCUCUGUUGGUAUCCCAGAGAGUGGCGGAAGGAGAAGGGGAAGUUCAUAUGUUCACUGCUUAUCCAGGUGAAGUGGAAGGCGGUCUCGCCGUACUAACAGGCGAACCCAGCUUCUUCUCCAUUCGCGCAAAACACUUCUCCCGCAUCGGGUUACUAUCCAAGACCACAGUAUACAGCAUCAUGAGGGAACGGCCUUCAGUGGUCUUGCAUAUCGCCAACACUGUGGUCAGGAGGCUGUCGCCUUUUGUAAGACAAGUCGACUUCGCGUUGGACUGGGUAUUCCUCGAAUCAGGCCGCGCCGUCUACCGCCAAGACGAGGAGUCCGGAUCCACAUUCAUAGUCUUGUCCGGUCGACUCCGAUCCGUGAUCACCCAUCCCAAUGGAAAAAAGGAACUUGUCGGUGAAUACGGCAAGGGCGAUCUGGUCGGUAUUGUGGAAAUGGUCACACAAACUAGAAGAAGUACCACAGUAAUGGCGGUCAGAGAUUCGGAGCUGGCGAAACUUCCAGAAGGAUUGUUCAAUGCGAUCAAACUGAGGUUUCCUGUUGUGGUGACGAGGCUGAUUAACUUGUUGGGGCAUAGGAUUUUGGGAUCCUGGCAGAAACCAACAGCAGGUCUUGGAGGCGCGGCUGCUAUAGAGCCUCGUCCGUCGCAGCACAACUUCUCCACCGUGGCGGUGGUGCCCGUCAGCGAUGACGUGCCGCUCACCGCCUUCACCUACGAGCUGUACCACUCGCUGUCUGCUAUCGGACCCACAGUGCGUCUAACAUCAGACGUGAUCAGAAAGCUUCUGGGUUUGACUAUCAUGGACCCUAACAAUGAGUACAGACUCAGCUCUUGGCUCGCUCAGCAAGAAGAUAAGCAUAAGGUGGCAUUAUACCAGUGCGACCCCAGUCUCACACAGUGGACACAGAGGUGCAUCCGUCAGGCUGACUGUAUCCUCAUUGUCGCUUUAGGAGACAAGCAACCUAGUAUUGGCAAGAUCGAAAAAGAAAUCGAGCGUCUAGCCAUCCGUACACAGAAGGAGCUAGUCCUACUUCACCGUGAAGGUGGUGCCAACCCGUCAGGCACGGUGCACUGGCUCAACAUGAGGACGUGGGUCAGCCAGCACCACCACGUGCGAUGCCCGCAUCGCAUGUUCACCAGGAAGUCGCAGUACCGGAUUAGCGAGUUAUACAGCAAAGUGCUGAUGUCCGAAGCUUCAGUCCACUCGGACUUCUCCCGCCUGGCGCGGUGGCUGACGGGCACUUCAGUGGGGCUGGUGCUGGGCGGCGGCGGGGCUCGCGGCGCUGCGCAUGUCGGCAUGGUGCGGGCCAUACAGGAAGCGGGUAUCCCCAUAGACAUGGUGGGCGGCGUGAGCAUCGGCGCGUUCAUGGGAGCGCUGUGGUGCAUGGAGAGGAACAUUACCACCGUCACGCAGAAGGCUAGGGAGUGGUCACAGAAAAUGACCCAAUGGGGUAAACAGCUACUCGACCUCACGUACCCAGCCACAUCAAUGUUCUCCGGUCGUCAAUUCAACGCGACCAUACGUUCUACCUUCGGGGACGUUCACAUUGAAGAUCUAUGGCUCCCAUACUUUACGGUCACUACGGAUAUUAGCUCGUCUUGUAUGAGGGUGCAUCGACACGGUUCGCUCUGGCGUUACAUUCGCGCGUCGAUGUCGCUGAGCGGCUACAUGCCGCCGCUCUGCGACCCCGUAGACGGCCACCUCCUAUUGGACGGCGGUUACGUCAACAACCUCCCAGCGGACGUGAUGAGGUCUUUGGGAGCGAAACACAUCCUGGCCAUUGAUGUGGGUUCACAAGACGAUACUGAUCUCACCAACUACGGCGACGACUUGUCCGGCUGGUGGCUAUUGUGGAAACGAUGGAAUCCCUUCACAACGCCUGUGAAAGUACCAAACUUGCCAGAUAUUCAGAGCCGAUUGGCCUAUGUGUCUUGUAAUAGACAACUAGAGGAGGUAAAGAAAUCCGACUACUGCGAAUACAUACGUCCUCCCAUCGACGCAUACAAGACCCUACAAUUCGGUUCUUUCGACGAGAUCCGUGAGGUUGGCUACCGUCACGGCGCCGCAUACUUCGAGGGUCAGCGCCGAGGUGGCGGUGGCGGCGUCAGCGGCGCUGCGGCUGAAGGCAGAAGACACGAUGCCCAACCCUCGUUGACCGAUUACACAUUCACGGACUUAGCUCAGAUGGUGUGCUCGGUGAGAACAGCUCGCGACAUGGAGAACGAUUCCUCUUCAUCAUCAGACUAUGAGGAAGAUCAGCGCCAUUUCGAAGGAUACGCGUCGGAGCCCAGCGCUGGGAUACUCGAGGAGGGUUUACGCACCCGUCGUGUAGGAGGUUCCCUGUCCCUUUCAGAAGAUGAAAUAGAUUCUGAAGCUGAAGUGUACGACCCUCUGAACAAGCGCGGCGGCGGCAGGUGAGACCCGACGCUGCACGAUCUGUGCAAGGCGCUCUACGAGUACUCGCAGUACCUCGACACCACUGACUAGUUAUAACCGUAGUGUUUGUGUUAUAACGGCCAUGUGUUGUGUUAUUACGGCUAUGUGUUGUGUUAUAACGGCUACGUUAUGUGUUAUAACCGAAGAAGAUGUGUUAUAUGCUAUAACUGCGCAGGACGACACAUUUCAUUAUGUUAUAUCGAGUUUUUAGGACUAUUCGUGGAUAUUAAAGUGGCAUUAUGGCUAUCCUAAAUUGUAUUUGAUAAUGUAAAUGAUAAUUGAUAGGAGACUUGAUAUUCUGUUUUUUUUUUAUUUGGAUAAAAAUGCUGUUUUUCAAUGUUGUGAUAUUAUAACUAAUUAGCAGAUGAUGAUGAUUUUGGUAUGUGUAAAUAAUCAAAAGACAAUUGCUUUUUAAAAGUUUUGUGUAGUGGGUUGGACUCGUAAUUAAAUUUUAAAUGUGGAUGUUUUUUUCCAAAUUGGGGGUGUUUAUAAGCGGAGAGAAUAAUCAACCAAUAGAAUUAAG
This is a messenger RNA of Helicoverpa armigera (cotton bollworm), 4540 nucleotides long. RefSeq names its product neuropathy target esterase sws (gene sws). The record is from RefSeq and is a predicted model, not a curated record. Gene Ontology annotation, molecular function: phosphatidylcholine lysophospholipase A1 activity. Gene Ontology annotation, biological process: phosphatidylcholine metabolic process. Gene Ontology annotation, cellular component: endoplasmic reticulum. Bases 160 to 3999 code for a protein of 1279 amino acids. NCBI's taxonomy places the organism in Eukaryota, Metazoa, Arthropoda, Insecta, Lepidoptera, Noctuidae. The transcript is spliced from 27 exons.